AUGUCUCCCAUUCGUGUUGGCCUCAUUGGUCUCAGCUCUGAGCCCGCCGGUUUAGGCCAAGGCAAAUGGGGCGUAUCAGCACACUUAGCCUCACUCCGUCCUUCUCCCCAUUAUGAGAUCGUAGCGGUAUGCAACUCGUCUGUUGAAUCAGCCCGCCGGUCAAUCGAAUUUCACAAGCUGCCUGCCUCUGUCAAGGCCUAUGGCAGUGCUGAAGACCUAGCUAAUGACCCCAAUGUCGAGCUCGUUGAUGUGUCAAUUGAGGUUGGAAAGCACCUACUUGCAGCCAAGCCGGCCUUGUUAGCCAAGAAGCAGGUCUUUGUUGAAUGGCCUCUGGGGGCUAGUACAGCAGAGGCAGAAGAGAUGCUGCAGUUGGCAAAAGAAGGCAACUUGAAGACAGCAGUUGGUACUCAAUUUCGUGCGGAUCCCUGGCUCGCAAAGGUCAAGCAACUGGUUGAGAGCGGAGCAAUUGGAAGAGUCACCAGUUCUGAUGUCCAAAUUUCUUCUCCUCUUGGACCGAUAGAUAUUUGGACUGCCGAAGCUGAGUAUUAUUUGGAUUUUGAAAGUGGUGGGAACGAAUUUCACAUCUUCUUUGCUCAUUUUCUGAGCGGUUUUACUUUUGUACUCGGAGACCUUACGAGCCUCAAGUCCACGUUCGCUGUCCAGAACCCAGUGGUAAAACUAGUCAGCGGCAAGACUGGCGAAGUAGUCAAUCCAGAAAAACGCAGAACGGCCCCUGACCACAUAUUCGUUCAAGGCGCGCUGGAAAGCGGUGCAAUGGUCAGCAUUAGUACGCGUACGCCGCCGCAGCCGAUUGACGGACACAGUUUGCGAUGGCUCAUUACUGGCUCAGAAGGAGAAUUGGAGCUCACGACCAGUGGUAGAGGAUUUCAAGUUGGCUCCAAUCCAAGAACUUUGCGACUUGUCACGAAAGAUGGCGAAACCCGAACAAUUGAUUGGGAGCAGGAUGAGCCGAGUCAUAUCAAGCACAUCGCUCCGCCUGGGGUCAACACUGCAAGACUGUUUGAAGCCUAUGCGCUCAAUAAGGAUUGCUAUUCGGAUUUUGAGAAAGCUGUGAAGCUCCAUAAACUAUUGGAUAGAAUUGCAAAAGACGCAGGUUAUAUGUAG
Messenger RNA from Trichoderma gamsii, 1125 nucleotides. RefSeq names its product oxidoreductase family protein. Bases 1 to 1125 code for a protein of 374 amino acids. Lineage: Eukaryota; Fungi; Ascomycota; Sordariomycetes; Hypocreales; Hypocreaceae. The record is from RefSeq and is a predicted model, not a curated record. The transcript has 2 exons. Gene Ontology annotation, molecular function: nucleotide binding.